This is a messenger RNA of Pocillopora damicornis (cauliflower coral), 4955 nucleotides long. RefSeq lists its product as uncharacterized. Gene Ontology annotation, biological process: Golgi vesicle transport. Lineage: Eukaryota; Metazoa; Cnidaria; Anthozoa; Scleractinia; Pocilloporidae. Gene Ontology annotation, molecular function: small GTPase binding. Gene Ontology annotation, cellular component: Golgi apparatus. The record is from RefSeq and is a predicted model, not a curated record.
UCUUCUGAGCAGUUUACAUUCUAUUUUGCGGUUCGAUUUGUCCGUUUUCUCGAUCUUGCUUCUGUUUGGACUAUUUUAACGUAUUCUGCGGAGUAAGCUCCUUGGGAGUUCCAAAAUGAAUGAGGCCAGCUCCAAGUUUUUGUUGAACUGGAUCAAUGCAAAUGCUUCACGCGAAGAAGAGAAAAUCGAGAACAUUACGGAUCCGGAAAGUAAAAACCUGUUGCUCAAGAUUAUACAUCUAAUUGACAAGGAAACAGUCAAAGAUCUUCCAGGUGGCAGUGAUGAAUUCCAACUUGAGCAAGUAUUGUCACUGAUUAUCUCCUACCUAAAGGGAUUUCACCGCCAGGACUUUUACUCUGUUAUAAAUGAAGAUUAUCUCAGGAACAGAAAUGAACUAGAAAUAGCAAAGGUUAUUACACUGUUACUUUGUGGAGCAACACAGUGUGAUAAUGUAGCUGUAUUUGUGGAUCAGAUUACCAAAAUGGAUGUUGAAGAUCAGUUCAGUUUUAAAUUCCUGAUUGAAUCUGUGUUUACUGACAUGGAACAAGGUUGUCUCACAGCUGAAUCCUUUGCUAACAUUUUAAGCAAACAAGUGAAUUUAGUAGAAGGCCAAAAAUUAGACCUUGAUUCUGAUCACAUGCCAUCACCUUUAACUGUCCAGUCGCCAGUGGAGGCUUUUUUCACCAAUUCCCCCUUAAAAUCUCUUGUGGGGUCUCCACAGUUACGCAGCAAACAAAAUCAGUUAAUGCUGAACAAGUUGCAACAGAAAGUUACCAAGCUACAAGCCUCUUUAGACUCACAGGCUCAUUUGCAAAGCGACUUAGAGGCUGAAGUUACAGAAAAGAACAAGGAGAUUGAUGCAAGAGAUGCCACAAUCUUAAAAUUGCGCAAAGAGGUCACAAAACUACUAUCGUCAGCUGAUGAAUUGGAACUUAUGAGGCACUUUAAAGAUGAAUACGAAAAGGCUAAUAAAGAGAACGCCAGGUUGAAGCAGAAGGUGGUGGAACUGCAGACAUUCAAGCAACAGUGUGGAGAUCUUGAGCAGAGAGUUACCACUUUUAUACAAGAAAAGGAACAAUUUGAAAAAGAGAGAGAAGAAACGGAUCGUUUAAAAUCCAUUGUUGACCGCUACAAGAAUAAGAUUCAUCACAUGGAGUUUAGAACAGGCGAACUGGAGGCCACAUUGAACAGGAAAGAACAGAUGAUUGCAACGCUUCAGAAAGAUUUGGAAGAGGCGUUUAGUGCUGCAUCAAAAUCUGCUGAAAUUAGGAUGGAGAGGCAGAGGUCAAAGGCGCUUGAUGAUGAAGAACUGAGGGGGAGUGAAGACGAAUCACCAAGACGACAUGCCCCAUUGGCAGCUGUCAACAUCGACAGCAGAGUAAUUGAACUAGAACUGGAGAAAAAUCGCUUGGAGUCGCGUCUGUCUACAGCAGUUAACCAAGAAGAAUACCUGGCUUUAAAGGAGACUUUGGAGGACACCAAGAAAGUGCAGACCUCUUACAAGGAAGAGUACGUAGCCGCCAGAAGCAGGAUCCAAGAACUCGAAGAUCAGCUCACGGUCGAAGUUCAUAAAAGAGAACAAAUGGACGAACAACUCAAGAAUAUACAGGAACAUUGUUUCCGAGAGGUAGAAGAACUGAAGUCAGCUCUGUCGAGAGAACACUUGCUAAAAGCAGAACUUGCUAAAGAACUUGAUAUCAGAGAAAAGCGGCUGCAAGAGACGACUAUUGAAGUACAAGCCUUGGCGAAUUUGAAAGCAGGUUUGGAAGGCAGUCUUCAAACCAGCAAUGCCCGUGCACAUGACAACCAGUUAAAAUAUGACACAGAAAUGAGUCUAAUGAAAGAAGAGGUAGACGAACUCACCAAACAGCGGCAGCGAUUGGAGGAAGAACUGGAGAAUAGAUUACUGAAGAUUCAAGCUUUGGAAAAAGAAAGGGAUCAAGUUAGAGAAACUUACGAGAAGAUGCUAGCGGCCUUAAAAAGCGAGUUGGAUUCCAAGAUCGUUAGUAUGGCGCAAGAAAAAGCCGCGGUUGCCUCUGAGUUCCGUACGAAAACUAACCAACUCGAGGAGGAGUACGAGGAGGUGAAGGAGGCCUUCGCUAACAAACAGAAAUCCAUGUUGGAAGAAGCUGAAAGAAACGCCGCAAAAAUCCAGGAGGCUUGCGACGCAGAGCGCACAGCUUGGAAAAAGAAAUUUGAUCAACUGUCAGAGGAAGUGAUGAAUACGCGAAGCGAAAUGUUUGAAAACUCUAAGAGGCAUUCAGACGAAUUGAUCGAAGUUCGAAAGAAAGCGCGAGUAGAAGUAGAAACGCUGGACGAAGAAGUGAGGAAAGCCAGAGAAGACAACGGUCAUUUGGAGAAUCAGCUUCUGAAAUCUAAAAGCAUCGUUGCUGAGCUAGAAUUGGAAGUCAGUGGUUUCGAGACGACCAAGGAAGAAUUGGAAUUGGAGCGCAAGAAAUGUGUUGAGCUAAGAGGAAAAUGCGAGAGUUAUGUUAUUAGAGUAGAGGAGCUGGAAGCAAGUGUUGAUUUGCUAAGGAAAGAAGCAGACACCGAGAAAGAUCGAACAAGGAACGAGAUACGUCAAUUAGAAGAAGCCAAACAAACAGAGAUGAACGCUGUGCAAGAGGAGGUUGAAAGCUUGAGGAAGGAUUACAACAAAUUAGAAACAAAGAGACAACAGGAGUAUGAAGUACUCGAAAAGUUACAAAAGGAUUACAGUGAGUUGGAAAAGAAAGGGAAAGAACAAAUAGACGAGAUUAUCGAAGAGGAAAAAGAGACAAGAGAUGGCUUGAUAGUGCGCAUAGCUGAGUUGGAAGCUAAAUUUGGCGAAAAGGAUAAACAAGUUGAAGAACUUGACUUGUUGUUGAAGGAAACGCUGGCGUCGAAAGAGGAAGCAGUUAACGAGGUGAAAAAUUCUGAAGCUAAGUGGGAAGGCAAAGAGAAGAUACUACUGGCGAAGAUAGAGGAACUUAAGCGUACUUCUAAAGGAAUGAAGGAGACAGAGAAGGCGUUUGCAGAGCUGAAAGAUCACAUGCUGGAAUUACAAGCUGAGAAAAAUCAACUGGAGCAGAAAGUCGAGGAGGAAACUCAUAUCAACAGACGGCUUGGCACAGAGGUACACUCUAUGGAGGCACAGUUGGCUCAUGCCGACAAACAAAUACGAGAACUUAGACAAACUUCGGCUGAGUCCGAAAGUAUUAUAGAGUCGCUCAGAAGGAAGGCCACUGACGGGGAGAGAGCGCAAAUGUACGCUCGACAGCAGUUUUUUGAAGAGGAUAGCUCCACUGAUUCUGACGAAGGCCCACCAUUGAAGCUAGCGGAUUUUGCAAGCUCUGUUAAGGGAAGCAUGAAAGCGCCUACACUCCCGAGCAAUGCUUGUAACCAGUUAAACAAAUCUCUCAACACUCUGCACUCGGCCUCAAGUUCAAGCUUGAGGGCUGGAGUUCAGACUCGCGCCAGCCGCCGGCAGAGUGCUAUUUACAUGCGAGGUAACACCCCGCCUGAAAAGCGCACAACAAACAGUGCUGCAUACUUCAUCCUGGGAGAUGAGCUUGGACCAGAAAUGGAAGAUGCUGAAGUGGAAUAUGACUGGAACCGACUGGCCGAGCUGCAGCGUCGGAAUGCGUCGUGCCUUCCGCAUCUACAGACAUCUUACCCGGUAGAAACUCAAAUGAACCCUGACUUCUCUGUGCAAGAAGAUGUGCUUAAAACAGGAAGAAUGUCUUUGGACGCGUCACUUGCCAAAUCAUUCAACACACGCAAAAGAAAAUCGGUGGAAGGUGCGUCUAGUCUGUUUAAACCAAAGAACAGCGAAAGACCGAGUAUUGCAAAAUCUAAGUCUGCCCCCAGCAUUACUCCAGCUAAACAACCACGAUCCCAGCGUAUCGCCACGGCCAUGCAGUCGGCACUUGGAUCUCUUCGGUCCCGCUCAAACGAAAAUCUUCCCAAUGAAGCAGCUCCAGACGAAGGUUCCUCGCGAAGAGAAAGCAUCUCUUACAACAUCGAAAUAUCGCCGCCAAAGAAAACGAAGACCUCGAUUGCACGGCGUCGCACAAUUGCGCGGUCGACGGCGUCAAGUUGCCUGUUAGAUGACAGCAGCAAACGCUUCUUAAAGAAGACAAAGUCCCAGAAUCUGGUUGCAAGCACAGUUAAAGAUAGAAAGCCGCUGAGACCGCGGGACUUGAAAAGAAAUGCAAAAUAACUCUGCAGAACUUGUAAGGAGAGCAAAGAUAAUUGCACAGUUCGAAAGAGUUAAACCACAAAUCCAGUACGUGGUAAAAACAAAUAUGAAGGCUAAUUGCAUAAUAAUUUGGAGAGACGUUUGGGAGUUUUCUAAAAUUGUUCAAAGAAUUAAUGAAUUAUGUUGAGCAAUUGGAAAAUGCAUCACUUUCAAUGAACAUAUGAAAACUGUUUAGUGUACCUUGCAUAAUCUUGACAAGCACAUGUUGUAGCCAACAUACGCACUAUCUGAUUUAAAAGUAUUGUAGCUAGAUAAAAUAGCGAGGUCAGUUUUUCCUCAAGGAAAUCAAUCUGCAUGUAUUUAACUGUAGUCAUUGUAGUUAUAAUUAUUGUUUGGAAAAUCACGUUUCAUUAAGCAGGAUAACGUUGACAUUUAGCGACUGCAACACAUCUUUGAAUUUUGACGCAUUUUGAUUACUUUUAGGAAAACGAAAUUGUUAAGACACGUCGAAUCACUUGUCUUUCCGCAAGUUUUACGUAAAUGUGAGUGCCAUGUUUAGCUUUGCAUGUUCCAGAUGAGACUUAUAAUUUUAAUUUAUCGUGCAGAUAUUGCAUAAGAGGAAACUGGGUUAAUGUUUCAAAAUAAUUUAUACAGUUUUGUUUUGACGGUUUGCAAACGAGUUUUAACAGGGAUUUUUAAUGAAGUAAGGGAAAUUUUCAUACGUUAGAGCAGGAAAUCUGAUUCGUUCACAUAGUAAUACAGAUGUUUACACUUA